GCUGGCCGCUCUGCACUUUCUGGGGUCAGAUCGACGGCAGAAUCGCGUUGCCUUGUUGUGUCGCUGGUCGUUGGUCGUCGGUCGUCGGUCGUUGGCAACGUCUCCGUCUUGGAUUAAGUGUUUGCCGGAAGGGUGCUGCAAGGGAGGGCGCAGGCAGCAACUGGACAAAUUGCAAAAGCGAAUGACAAAGAAAAGGAAAAGAAAACAGACAAAUAACGGAACGGCACUUUAAGGAUAAAAACUUACAAAAAAAAAAAAACCAAAAAAAAACAAUUUACGAACUCGUUAGAAACUAACGCGUGCGCUGCAAUGGAGGAGCGUGCGUUGAGGCGUCUGUAGGGGCGGGGCGCCAGUGCCGUUAGUCGAGAGUCGAGAGUCAGAGUCAGAGCCAGUUGCAUGCGCCGGGAGCAUGUGCAGCAGCAGCUGCAGCUGCAACGUUUCACUGCUUGCCUAGCCCAGCGCAGCCCGUCGCCGAAGCCGGAAAAUGAGCGCAUGCGAGAUGGCCAAGGAUACGAAGGAGUCGGCGGCAGCGACUGUUCCAGCGGCCGCCACCAAGCAGGAGGAGCCAGCGGCGCCGCCGCCGCCGCCGCCCGAUCCACCCAAGGCCAAUGGACACGAGCAUGAGCCAGAGCUGGAACAGAAGCCGUCUAAGCCAGGCACCCAAGCGAAUGGUAAGGAGCAGGAGACAUGUGAUUCGGAGCUGAAUGCCGACGCGGAUGUGGAUGCGGUGGCAACACCCUCCUCCAUGGAUGUGCUGGCCAGCUGCAAGGAUGUGCUCUUAGCACAGAAGCUCUUUGCCAGCGGCGGCAGCGGCCCCAAGGAGCUGCUCAAGCUAAAGGAGCCAAUGCGUGUGGGCUUCUACGACAUAGAGCGCACCAUUGGCAAGGGUAACUUUGCUGUGGUGAAGCUGGCCCGGCAUCGCAUCACCAAAAACGAGGUUGCCAUCAAGAUCAUUGACAAAUCGCAGCUGGAUCAUACGAAUCUGCAGAAGGUCUAUCGCGAGGUGGAAAUCAUGAAGAAGCUCAAGCAUCCGCAUAUCAUCAAAUUGUACCAGGUGAUGGAAACGAAAAACAUGAUUUACAUUGUCUCCGAGUACGCCAGCCAGGGCGAGAUCUUUGAUUAUAUAGCCAAGUAUGGACGCAUGUCCGAGUCGGCGGCACGCUUCAAGUUCUGGCAGAUCAUCUCCGCCGUGGAGUAUUGCCACAAGAAGGGCAUCGUGCACCGGGACCUCAAGGCAGAGAAUCUGCUGCUCGACUUUAGCAUGAACAUUAAAAUAGCGGACUUUGGCUUCUCCAAUCACUUCAAGCCCGGCGAGCUGCUCGCCACCUGGUGCGGAUCACCGCCCUAUGCCGCGCCAGAAGUAUUCGAGGGCAAGCAAUAUACCGGACCCGAAAUCGAUAUUUGGUCCCUGGGCGUGGUGCUCUAUGUGCUGGUGUGUGGGGCGCUGCCCUUUGAUGGAUCCACGCUGCAGAGCCUGCGGGAUCGCGUGCUAUCGGGCCGCUUUCGCAUACCCUUCUUCAUGAGCUCGGAGUGCGAGCAUCUGAUACGUCGCAUGCUGGUCCUGGAGCCGACGCGUCGCUAUACCAUUGAGCAGAUCAAGCGGCAUCGCUGGAUGUGUCCCGAGAUGCUGGAGCAUGCGCUGAUUGCCAAAUACAAUUUGAAUAUGGAGCGGCAGGCGGUGCUGGAGCCGAGCGAGGACAUACUCCGGAUCAUGUCCGAGUACGUCGGCAUCGGGCCGGACAAGACGCGCGCCAGCCUCAAGAAGAAUACCUACGAUCAUGUGGCAGCCAUCUAUCUGCUGUUGCAGGACCGCGUCUCACACAAGAAGGAGCAGGCGAAGCCCAACGAAUCAAGCAGCCGCCUGCUCUACAAGAGCAAGCAGUCACUGAUGCUCGAUCAGUUGCCCACGCAGCAGCAGCAGCAGCAACAGUUGCUGCAACUGCAUCAGCAACAGCAGCAGCAGCAGCAGCAGCAACAACAGCAGCAGCAGCAGCAACAGCUGCAACAGCAGCAGCAAAGAAAGACAAUAUCCACCGCGAUCCUGGCCAAGGAUCCGACACACAAAAGACUUAGUCGCCAUCAGACUGUCCUGAUGAGCGAGCGACCCACUGCCGAUCCCUACUAUGCGGUCAAGCAGCAGGCCCACAUCCUCGCCCAUGCGAACGCCCACGCCCACGUCCAUGGCCACGCCCACGCCCACGCCCGUUACCUGAACGGCGAUGAGGGCGCGGGCCUGGUCAUGCCCACUAGAUAUACCCCGUUGCCUGCACCGGGCAGCGCUCGCAUCAGCCAUCAAAGCCUCAGCUCGGCUCGCAGCACGGCCGGAAGCCAGCGACCGGUCGGCAUCUCGCUGAGCAUCGACAAUAACAGCAGCGGACACCCGCUGCCAUCGCUAGCUAAUCUGAGGUGUCGCGAGCUGCUGCUCAAUGCCAGCCAACAGCUGGAGCAGGGGCAUCCUCUGGGUCAUUUGCCAUCGCCAUCGCCGGCGCCCAAGCAGCUGCACCAGACCAUUAGCGAGUACAUCAUCAAGCAGAGCACCGAGGACUGUCGUCAGCUGCUGCAGCAGUCCACGGCUGUUGCCGAAACGAAGAAGGAGGAGGAGGAGCAGCAGCAGCAACAGCAACAGCAACUGCCAACAUCGGCGAUGGAACAUUCGAGCGCUGCCACGCCCACUGCCGAGCAUAAUAAGACAAUAAAAGUCAUGUCAAGUUCGAAUAGCUUCGAUUCCACCGCCAAUCUCAACCAGAGCUUUCGCUACAAAAUGUCCGCCGAGGCUAACCGACUUUUCCAGACCCUCCAGGAGAGUCCACUGCCAAUUGAGAAACCCAAGCGCAAGGCUGCAAAUACAAUUAGCAAUGGGAAUGGCAGCGAGGCGGUCCGAGCUGCGGAGGAAAGCGAAGGAAACGAGCCCAAGCCCAAUGGAGACGGCCGUGAGAAAAAGACUUUUGAGAAGAAGGUGCUUGCCCAGGGCAGCUCCAGCACGGACGAGGGCUGCGACACGGAUCAGGGCAACGAGCUGGCCGCUAAGGAGGGCUCCCAGUCGUCCACGGAUCUGACCAGCGUCCAGGCGAACACGCGCACCCGCUCCUAUGCCAGCAGCAGUAGCUCCAGCGGCGUCUUGGCCGGCAGCUACUCGAAGAGUCUCAGCCAGAACCUGAGUCGCGGCUCCUCGAAGAGCAACUGCAGCGCCUACGAGAGUCUGGACUUCGUGUUGCCCUCCGUGCCGGACAUAGCCGGCAGUCUGCCCUCCUGCAUGAGCAACUCAAUGCUGGCCGCUGCCGCAGCCGCUGCGGCCGCUGUCUCCAGUGAGCACUCGUCGGAGCGCUCACUGUACAGCAGCCACAACUCGUGCAUCCAUAUGCCCAGCGCGGUCAAUUUGCUGGUAACGCCAACGCCAACGCCAACGCCAACGCCACCGCCGCAGCCGGCGCCGCCGCCCUUUGCGGACAAGCGUUCGCCCAUCCAUUUCCGUGAGGGCCGCCGCGCCAGCGACGGCCUGGUGGCCCAAGGCCUACUCAGCUCCAGCUCACUGCUGGGCGCCAGUCGCGUCUAUGGCAGCUAUCGUUACGAGCAGGCCAAGCGCCACGGCUGGCUAGAGAUACAGCAGCUGCAGCAGGAGGCGGCUGUCUAUGCGCCCAGCCACGCCCAUCUGCAUGCCCAUGGCCACGGCCACGGCCAUGGUCAUGGCCACCUGGGUCUGGAGGAGCUGAGUCUGGCUAAUUGUCAAUUGUCACAUGGUCAAUUCUAUGCGAUGCCCAUCAAGCCGCACCACACGCUGCACCACCUGCAGCCGCAGCAUCACCAGCAGCUGUCCUAUGCGCCGCUGCCUCUGGCGCCGCCGCCGCCGCCGCUGCACCUGGAUGCCAGCAGCGAGCUGUUCGCCUCGCAUGGACACGGCUGCUAUCAGCCGCCGCCGCCACCGGCGCCGGGCGUCUACCCACAUCCGCAUCAGCAUCAACAUCAGCAUCUGGCCAUGUCGCCAAUGCAGAAGCCGCCGCUGCAACAGCAGCUGCUGCAGCAUCGCCUGCUCCAGCAGAAACGUCAGCUCUUUCAAAAGCAAUACGCUCUGGAGGCGCAGCUGGCUGGACGCCAUCAGCAUCAGCAUCAGCAUCAUCAUCACCAUCAUAACCAUGGCCAUGUCCACUACAAUCAUAGUCUGGUGCAUGCAGCACCGCCGCCGCCGCCGCCGCCAGCGCCCGCCCCCGAGCACCAUCUGGCCGAGGACCUGUACGAGCUGGCCAUGCUGGAUCGGCCGCGCAGCGGACCGCCGCGUCUGCAGCACUCGCUGACCAUGCCGGGCGCACACGCCUUUAGCCAAAUGAAUCUGAAGACCUCCUACAUUAGCCAGUCGGAGUCUGUGCCCACAGCUGGGCCCGUGGCGUCCAGCUCGGCGCCGCCGCCGUCCACGACGCCGCCAGCAACACCGCCCCAGGCGCUGCUCAACAGCCACGUGGUGCACGGACACGAGUCCGACUAUCAUGUGCGGGCGCCAACAGCCGCAUCGGCGCCGCCGGUGCUCAGCCUGUUCACGCCCAGCUGGCAGACAUUGGUCAAGCCGCUCAGCGAGAGUCCCAUACUGGAGAUAUCCGAGCAUCUGGAGUCGGUCUGAGCCGAAGGGCCAAACCUUUCGCAAUCGCAAUCGCAAACGCAAUUACAAAAACUUCAAAUCUAAAUAUAAUAAUAAUAAUUUUAUUCAUAUACAUGCAUACAAUACUAUAUAUAGUAUAUAUAUAUACAGCAUAUAUAUAUAAUAUACGAUACUAUUAUACGAUAAAUGUUAUAUACACCCACACAUUUAUAGGCUUAUACAUUACAGUGAGAAAGAGAGAGAGAGAGAGAGAGAGAGGGAGAGUGAGUGAUCGACAGAGUAAAAAGUCAAAGGUUCGAUCCGUGAGUUCCAUUUGGCAGUUGAAAUUUCGAAACGAUUUAUCGUUAGCGUUAUCGUUCGGCGAUAAGUAUUACCAGAAUAUUGGAUCAUUUAGUUGUGUUACUAGCCUUAAGUAGUCCACGUUUCGUACACACACACUCUGGCAUAUACAAUAUGUAUAUUGAUAAUAAUUAUGUAUUAAGCUACACCACAUAUUCUGGUAUUAUCUGGAACUUUAUUCGAAAUUCUCAAAAACCGAUGUAAACCGGAAGAAAACAACGCAAAACUACAUAUAUCAAUUAUUCGAAGCAUUUAUUGAUGACAUAGGAUAUACAUAAUAGAAAUAUAUA
This is a messenger RNA of Drosophila hydei, 5217 nucleotides long. RefSeq names its product serine/threonine-protein kinase par-1 (gene Sik2). The coding region runs from base 485 to 4609 and encodes 1374 amino acids. NCBI's taxonomy places the organism in Eukaryota, Metazoa, Arthropoda, Insecta, Diptera, Drosophilidae. The record is from RefSeq and is a predicted model, not a curated record. The transcript is spliced from 8 exons. Gene Ontology annotation, biological process: microtubule cytoskeleton organization; intracellular signal transduction; protein phosphorylation. Gene Ontology annotation, cellular component: cytoplasm. Gene Ontology annotation, molecular function: tau-protein kinase activity; ATP binding; protein serine/threonine kinase activity.